Mustela erminea (ermine) is the source of this 1317-nucleotide messenger RNA. Its product is annotated as translation initiation factor IF-2-like. Bases 1 to 1317 code for a protein of 438 amino acids. The record is from RefSeq and is a predicted model, not a curated record. NCBI's taxonomy places the organism in Eukaryota, Metazoa, Chordata, Mammalia, Carnivora, Mustelidae. The transcript has 3 exons.
AUGUCCACCAACUCUAAAACCCGAUUAAUAGCACUGUGGAAGAAUUUCGUGUAUGGCAGAAGCAGCACUUCCAAGUACGAGCGGCGGCUCACACAGACGCGGAGGGCCCGAGGGGGCGACCGGGAGCUGACAGAGACGGAAAACCGACGCGAGCGGCAGGCGCCCCGUCGAGACGACCGCUCGAGUCGGACCUCCCCACACGGCCCACCCCUGCCCCACACGCAAACAGGGGAAGGGGCGACGCCGGAGCCAACCGAGGACACCGGCCCUCAGACCGCGGGUGAAACGGGCUCGGACAGACACGCGGCCGUGCUGUCGCGCGGGAGGAAGCCACCGCCCCGCUUUACAGGACCGUGUCAGCGCAACCAGGGGACACCGUCCGACACUCCCCCGCGUCCGACGACCGCGGUCCUUCCUGCGGCUCGGGAUUUCGCUCCCGUCUCAGCCCCGCCGGUUCCUAAGAGAAGCUGCCGCCGCCGCCCGGUUCACUCGGCUCCGGCGACGAGCGAGAAGGGCCCCGCGCCCCGCCUCGGAACUAACGGGCUUCAGAACUGGCCCGCGUUAGACGGUGUGGCCGGCGCUCUCGGGUCGGGGGCCCCAAGACGGCCCCUCUGGGCGGUGAGGCGCCUCGAUUCGGAGUUUCCUUCGUGCACAAGGACAGAGCAUUUUGCUUGUCAAUCCCCGUCCGACUCCGCCGACGGCGCGGCCUCACCUCUGCCGACCCCCCUUGGAGGAUCACCACCGGAGCUGCAGGGGUCCUCAUGCACGGGGGUCUCCGAGAGGCCCCGGACAGGGCGCCGAGUACCCGGCAACGCCUGUUCAACCCAACCGCGUCCGACUUUUCUCUCUGAUGCGACCACGUCCUCGCCCGAAGCUCAAGAAGUGGAGAUCCGGGCCGACCUGUCGUCCGGGCAGCCCCGCCCCGUCUCCCACCCGCCGCACCACAGCUGCCCCGGCCGCGCUCGCCCGCGCGCAUCCCUCACCCCACCCGCCGGCUCUCGGGCCCUGAGGGAAGCCGCGCCCUCCGCACUGGGGGUUCCGGCCGCUCCAGGCAGCCGCAGACGGACAGCUCGGCUCCGCGCUCCGGCCCUGCGGCCCCGCGUACCCCCCCUCGCAGCGCCCGCCGCGGGGGCCGCUUCCGGGAAGAAGCCCGCGGGGCCGGGCGCGGGCCGGGGUCUCAGCACCCGCACUGCGCGAGCUCGGCAGGCGCCGGCCCAGGCCGAGGAGCCUCCCUUCACGGCGAGUCUCCACCGCCCGCAAGCGAGGCGGAGGCAGGAUGGGAGCGGCUCCCGCCCGCGCCGUUUCGUGCGGGUUUAG